UCAUAACCAUGCAUUAAGUUUAUCUUCCACUAUUAUGGAUGUGAAAAGAAGAUUUUCUAAGAUUUAAUUAAUUUUUUAUUGCUUGGCCAUAUUCCCCCAACCCUGGGGCCUGAACCCUUGACCCUGAGGAGUCUGGAAUUUCACAUUUAUGGAAUAGGGCUUUAUGGACAUCAUAACCAUGAAUUCAUUUAUUUUUUCAAAUAUUUAUGGGAGUAAAGAAAAAGAUUUCUUAAGAUUUAAUUUACUGUAAACAGAGAAAUAUUCCCCCUUGUUUUAUUUUUGCCACUUCUGCUCUCGUUGUAGGUGAGCAAAUUUAAGACUGGGCAAAUUCAAAUGGUUCAAAUUAAUUUUCAGGUAACCUAAAAACUUGAAAAGCAUUGGUUAAGAAGAUAGCAUAGACUACAGAAUGGUAAGUUUCUGAGAUGGAAAUCUUCGACAUGCAUGUGGUACAUAAUUACUUAUCUCUACACUUUAGCAUUGCAUGCAAAGGAGAGAAGUACCAUAAAAUUUAACUGCGAGGGAGCUCAUACCGGUAGUCGUAAAUGAGCAUGGUGUAUAAUUUGCUGACAAAAGAUUCUACCAUUUUCUGGCCGCUAAUGCAACUUUUCCUCAUUAAGGGUUUUGUCUCUUUACAUGAUGGUAAGUAUAUUGCUGUGCAAGUUUGCUUUUUUAAUUCAUUACUCCAAUAUGAAAGGAGAGGAUCUGGAUUGCUUUCAUGUAUAAAGAAAAUAAAUAAACCAUUAACCUUAAGUAGUUCUUAUAAAUAUGGAAAAAAAGUAUCAUUAGCAGAUACUAAAAAGAGUUAUCAACGAUAAAAGAAUCUCCAGUUUAUGAAAUUACAUUAUAUUGACAUGCACUUGUGACCAACUUACUGGUAUAAAUAACAAUGUCUCUAACUAACGAGCACAAAGGAAUUCAAACUGUGAAGAACAUCAUGGGUCAAAAUGCUUCUGUAGUGACGCAUCCCGAGAUUGUCAAAGAAAGGAUGAAUCGCCUGCCUUUGGGGAUAUUCAUUCUAUUUCUAUGUGUUGUAGGAAUAGUAGGAAAUUCUUUAGUCCUGAACAUUUUUCGUAAAAUUCAAUACGAUUCUACGUACAAAAUCUUUGUCUUUAUUUUGGCUUAUUUUGAUCUAAGCACCUCUUUUGCGCAUCUCAUGAAAGAGGUAGAACAGCUGUGGUUUCCAUCAUACGAUACCAGUGACAUAGAAUGCAGAGUUACCUACUUCACCGCUUACAUUGUGAGCACUACAUCUUACUGCAUCAUUUUCGUCAUUGCAAUCGAGAGAUACCGGAAGAUAUGCCAUCCAUUGAAGUCCCAGAUGUCCGUUUCUUUCGCAAAACGCAUCUGUCUUGCUUGUUUUGGUUUUGCAUGCAUGUCUGGUCUCCCAUUUCCAUUUAUGGUUGGCAACUGGUACACGAAAAUGGAAGGACGUACCAUUUCCCAAUGUAUGAUUGGAAACGUAGGUGAACGCAAGGUUUGGCCAUUUAUUUACAACCUUUCCAACCUCACAACAUCUGUUCUCUUAGCCAUUAUUGUAGUAUGCCUCCAGGUAAUCAUUUGGAAGACAAUUCUGGCUCAAAAAGCGGCAAGAAAAAAAUUAAGAGAUGGUCAAAAUUUUGGUAAUAAGAAUCAGGAUGCAACUUCAAAAGAAGGCAAAGCUGCUCGGCGAGCUGCGAAAGAUGACAACGUCAAAAUAACACUUACGUUCUGCAUCAUAACGGUUCUUCUCAUUGUCAGCUACUUCCCUCUUGUCACGAUAAACACAUUGGUUGCGUAUAAGAAUUAUUACGACCCUUACAUUGCUAUUGAUAGAUCCACCUAUGUUUUGUUUGGUGUGCUUGCACAUUUUGGUGCAAUUAAUAGCAUUCUGAAUCCUUUUGUCUACUUCUUUAGUGACAAUAGGUUUAGAGAUUUGUUUAAAGAAAUGCUUUGUUAAAAUUUAGAUUGCUAAUAUUGGUGUCAAUUUGGGUAUUGCUAUUUUAUCUCCCAUGUAAUUUGUCAUGCAUUUGUAUCAAUUUCUUGUUAAUUUUUGUGUUGUACACAUGUCAUAUUUGUUUAUUCUGAUAAUAAUCUUCAUGAGAAGACAAAACACUUUUGAUUUAAGUGCUUAAUAAGCACAUAUUUCUAUUCUAUAAGGAAGCACUGUUGAAAAGUACAUAUACAAAGUAUAUGAAUUUUUUAUUGAAUUGUUUACAUGUAUUUUAUUUAUAGGCAAAUGAAAAGGCAAAAGAUCAUGCAAUUAACCAUGAGUGGAAUUACUUCAUUGUUAAGUUACAGAUUACUACUAAGUAUAUGUUUUCUUAUAAUGUCAAGUUAUCUUGUAUGCAAGGUUUGAUAUUAAUAAGUUUUGUAAAUGUGAUUUAAUCAUCUGUAAAUAAAUAUUAACCUUCUCCUCCCAAAUAAAAUAUUAAUCAAAUACAAUAACAAUGAAACGAUGCAGUGUUUAAAGUAGAUUAUUUUUUAUCAUCUAAUGUAUUAUAUCAGCUACUGUAAAUAUUUUGAUUAAUGCAGAACUUUUUCAAAGAGUUUUUUGCAAUGUUUCCUUUGCCAUGUUCCUUGAAAUGAAAGGGCCAUAGACUGAUGCCUGUUGUCUGUCAUUUGUAAGUGAUUUUGUUGUACAGAUAGACUGUUGAUUUAAUAAAUGUAUGUGAACUGCAAGUUUGCUUAAAGUAUUUUUUG
This is a messenger RNA of Magallana angulata, 2679 nucleotides long. Its product is annotated as neuropeptides capa receptor-like. The record is from RefSeq and is a predicted model, not a curated record. The transcript has a single exon. Gene Ontology annotation, biological process: G protein-coupled receptor signaling pathway. Gene Ontology annotation, molecular function: G protein-coupled receptor activity. The coding region runs from base 887 to 1936 and encodes 349 amino acids. Gene Ontology annotation, cellular component: membrane. NCBI's taxonomy places the organism in Eukaryota, Metazoa, Mollusca, Bivalvia, Ostreida, Ostreidae.